Malassezia restricta is the source of this 825-nucleotide messenger RNA. RefSeq lists its product as uncharacterized. Bases 1 to 825 code for a protein of 274 amino acids. The transcript has a single exon. The record is from RefSeq and is a predicted model, not a curated record. Gene Ontology annotation, cellular component: mitochondrial membrane. NCBI's taxonomy places the organism in Eukaryota, Fungi, Basidiomycota, Malasseziomycetes, Malasseziales, Malasseziaceae. Gene Ontology annotation, biological process: mitochondrial proton-transporting ATP synthase complex assembly.
AUGCUCUUUGCCUGUGUGCGAGCGGGUGCGGUGCGUGCGGUGCCGAGAUGCAUGCCGCUACGUCCUGUAGCAAGAAUGCUGCACACGACGCCGUUGAGGAUGGAAAAGUCGCAUUCGGCUGUGGCGCAGUAUGUGGGUCCGAUGAGGAUGGCCUACUAUCGUCUCAAGCUGUUUUCGCUUUCUUCCCUGAGUGUGGCUGCGCUCUUUGCCCCUGUCUUUUUGCUUUGGCCACAUAAGAUGGAGCUGGCUGCGCGUGUGGGUAUUGUGGCGACGACGCUCGGUGCGAGUUCCGUGAGCACCGCGCUGAUUUCGUGGAUUGGAUCGCCGUACGUGGGGCACAUGACCCUGCGGCGCGCAGAUCCACAUGCCGAGCCACUGCACUACAUAUCUGACACGAUCAAAGAUGCAGUGUUGGAUGAUACGCCCAGUGAUCCGACGCGCCACGCAAGCGAGAAGUACUACAUGGAGAUUGCUACGUUGAGCUGGCACAUGCGCUCCUUGAAAACGACUGUAUACGCACCAUCGCUCCUGCGCGCAGCAUCGCGUCCCCUUGCUACGUGGGAGCUUCCGGAGACUCCACCUCCUAUCACGAUUGAUGCGCCCGCCUCAGUAGGUGACCAUACCAUUUCGAGUCUCGUGGCAGAGACAGUCGAUGUCUCGAGUGGCAGAGUCGUGGGCCGCUGGUGGGCUCGGUGGCGCAUCACGGGUGUGGAUAGCUCGGAGCCUGUGGCGUUCGAAGGCGCCUGUGAGAGUGAAGGCAAGCCGGUGCGCUACUUUUACGUCGACGAGACCCAGCUCGGAGAUGCGUGGCGCGUCUUGGACUAG